Molecule: messenger RNA, 3637 nt
Organism: Limanda limanda (common dab)
Lineage: Eukaryota; Metazoa; Chordata; Actinopteri; Pleuronectiformes; Pleuronectidae
Gene: bmal2
Product: basic helix-loop-helix ARNT like 2
Exons: 17
Coding region: 287-2176 (629 amino acids)
Biological process (GO): regulation of transcription by RNA polymerase II
Cellular component (GO): aryl hydrocarbon receptor complex; transcription regulator complex; nucleus
Molecular function (GO): DNA-binding transcription factor activity, RNA polymerase II-specific; RNA polymerase II cis-regulatory region sequence-specific DNA binding; protein dimerization activity
Source: RefSeq, a predicted model, not a curated record
UUCCAGCGGCGGUGGAGGGAAGUGACUCCGGUGAACCGCCAGGAGGAGACUGCGCUCUGCCUUCCGCGUCUCCCUCCCUCCCUCCACCACCUCCAUACUGUCCCAUUUCCACCACUGCUGCCGAUCUGCUUUCUGUCCGUGGAGGACGACUGACAACCAGGCACAGGGAUCCAGCUUCCCCCCGGCUCUCCACCCGACCUGCCCCGCAUCACCGCCUCGUCCCGGAGCCAGUCCCCCGCCUCCCCCAUGCCUCGGAGCCCCGGGCCCCGGCGCACCGGCUCCAGCCAUGUCGGCCAGGAAAGCAUCGGCUGGCGGCGGUGACAGAGAACCGGCAGAGGACCUGCUGGUCGAGGAAAACCAAAGCUGUUCUAUGUCUCUGUCCAGCCUGAUGUCCGCUUCCUCAGCUGCCAGCAUGUCCUUGAGCAUGGAGAUGCCCCGGAAGCGCAAGGGCAGCAUAGACAUCCAGGAUUCAAAAUCUGCUUCCAUCCUUGAUGCAGAUAUGGAUGACGACGAAAACGGGUCGGAUGGAGAUGACCAACACAUCAAAAUGAAAUGUCUCAGGGAACCCCACAGCCAAAUUGAGAAGAGGAGACGGGACAAAAUGAACACCCUCAUCGACAAACUCUCAGACAUGAUCCCGACUUGUAACCCGAUGUCUCGCAAACUGGACAAACUCACUGUUCUUAGAAUGGCAGUGCAGCACCUUAAAUCUCUCAAAGGUUCAGCAGGUUCCUUUUCUGAAGCCAACUAUAAGCCAUCAUUCCUUCCUAAUGAGGAGCUCAAGCACCUUGUUCUUAAGGCGGCAGAUGGGUUCCUGUUUGUAGUGGGAUGUGAUCGUGGAAAAAUAGUUUUUGUCUCAGAGUCCGUCACGAAGAUAUUAAAUUAUAGUCGGGCGGAGCUGAUUGGACAGAGCCUGUUUGAUUACAUUCACCCUAAGGACAUGGGGAAAGUGAAGGAGCAGCUGUCAGCUACUGAGUUAUACCCUCGUGAACGGCUAAUAGAUGCUAAAACCGGUCUGCAGGUCCAGGCCUACCUCCCAGUCGGCGGCGCACGGUUGUGUUCCGGCGCUCGGCGUUCCUUCUUCUGUCGCAUGAAGUACAACAAGGUCUCUAUCAAAGUGGAGGAGAAGGAAUUCCAGGCUUGCUCCUCUAAAAAGAAAGAGUCGCAGAAGUACUGCACAGUCCACUGUACAGGCUACAUGCGCAGCUGGCCCACCAGUCAGCUGGGGGCAGAGGGGGAGGGCGAGGUGGACAAGCAGGACAGCUCCCACUUCAGCUGCCUGGUGGCGGUGGGACGCAUCCACUCUCACUCAGCUCCACAGGUUAACGGAGAAGUGAGAGUAAAACCCACAGAGUUCAUCACCCGCUACGCCAUGGACGGCAAAUUCACCUUUGUCGAUCAAAGAGCUACGACCUUUCUUGGUUAUCUUCCCCAAGAACUGCUUGGGACAUCAUGCUACGAGUACUUCCACCAAGACGACUUACCACAUUUAGCUGAUAGACAUCGAAAAGUGCUGCGGAGUAAAGAGAAAAUCGACACAAACUGUUACAAGUUCAAAACAAAAUGUGGCUCUUUUGUCACUCUGAAAAGUCAGUGGUUUAGUUUUGUAAAUCCCUGGACCAAGGAAGUAGAAUACAUAGUGUCAACUAACACAGUGAUAUCUCAAGCCAGUCGGUCGGGAAACAAGCCUGAACAGUCGAGCAAGACUUCUGACGAUGACAAGAAGUCCCUUCCCAUUAUCCCAGGCAUCUCCGCCACUCCUGGGAGUAUGAUUUAUGCAGGAAGCAUAGGGACACAGAUUGCCAACGAGCUGCUGGAUUUCAACAGGAUGAACUCAUCCCCUUCCAGUGGUGACGUCAGCCCCUUCAGUUUACCACAGGAUAAGUCUCCACAAACUCACAAUCAAACCAGCAACCAUGUGCCAAAUGGAGAUGCAGCCGAUAUGGAGAUAGCAGGAAAGUCCAGCUCCGAGGAUGAGCCCCAGGGAGCUGCCUUCUCUGGAGGAGAGACACUCAUGGGGGAGAAUUCUCAGAUGGAUUUGGACAGUGUAGUUGGACCAGGCCUUAGCAGCCUUAGCAAUGACGAAGCAGCCAUGGCCGUGAUCAUGAGCCUCCUGGAGUCGGACACAAACUUGGGCGAUGCUGUGGACUUUGAAGACAUGCGCUGGUCUUUGUAGAAUCUGCUCUUACAGUGUGAAUCUGAGGCACACUGACAAACACUUGGACCAUCAGUUUUUUUGAUGACAAGAACUGCUUACUUCAUGAUGCCAAGUUCGGUUUUUAAAAACCUUUAUUUAUUAGCUUCCUUUUUCCACAUAAGCUGUGUAGUCUCUGUGUGGCAUGAGCAGGAUCGACAUCAAUAAGGGAUCUUCUUAUUUCCCCUUUUCCGGGCGGAGGAUUCGCCUCGAGGCCUUGCAGCGCUCCGCCUGCCCUGAGGCGCUGUUUCCUUAAUGGUCUCCUCACAUCUCCUGUCUGUUGAACUGAGGAGGCCUCACGAGGGUUAAGAACCCACGAUCACAAAUAACAGUGAGAAGACGCACAUCAUGACAGCUCCGGAUUCCUGCUUGAAUCUCUCUCCACCAACGUGUGAUCAAAGGUUGGGAGUGACAAAGCAAAUAAUGCACUGAAUCGACUUCAUUUUGUUUAAAAAGGUUGUUAUUUGAUUUGGUACUGUAUGUUUAAUUAAAAUGCAAGGAAGACACCGUGACAACGUGGCCCAUCUCUGUGACCCCCCCCCCUCAGGAUCCAAACCGUAGGUAGGCAUCGUACCACGGGAGACCACACUUCCAUAAACCUCUAACUUUGACAGUCGCCCUAAUGAUGUGCUGCUCAGAGAUUUCCUCUUGUCAGUAUCUGAACAUUUUCCUCGGAAAGGGUCCAAUAACCUCUUUUGUACACUGACUUGAACUUUACUGUAUAUAUGUACAUUUGGUAUGAUUGCAAACACCAUGUCUUCAGGCCAUAUCUGUCUUAAAGGGAUAGUUUGCGUUGGAAGAAUAUUUUCAAUUUCACGUGUGUUCACUUUAAGGCUGCCCUGGAUAUUUUUUGCUUUUAGCUCUAAGCAGUUAAUAUUGUUUGACAGAAGCCAUCACCUUCAUGCGUUUGUUAGAGAUGAGCAGCUAAUAACCAGUCAUGUUCUCCUAUCGGUUCAUAGGAGCACAACAGUAUUACUUCAUGCAAAGUGGAACAGCACUUUAGAGGUGCUGGAAUGGAGGUCUGGUAGCAGUGGCUGAACAGCAGACCCGUUUCAGGUUGAGUCUCAUGGUGGAAGUCAUAACUCAGGGAGCGAUGGAAGCAAAGCCGCCCCAUGCAGUCAGAAAACGACGGUUCCAUUUAAGUGUAGCAGUGUUUUGUCCUUCAGUUUACGCUUCACAUUCUCUCCCGCAUGCUGUACGUUGGUUCGGAGUCACCAGUCUGUACCUGUUCAUCUGUACCUCUCCUCUUACACUGAUUGUCCGCUUUGUAAUCUGGCAGCUAAGCCAUAGCUUUAGGUGGGUUUUUGUUUUUUUCCUCAUGUACUUUUAUGCACUGACGGUCUUUCAGAAGAUGUGUUUAUGUUUUAUGUUCUUGUCGUGCACCUGCAUUAAUGCAAGAGAUUAUGCUAUGCAGACGGUUCAUUCCAUAAAUUCAAAACUUUA